Molecule: messenger RNA, 1212 nt
Organism: Plenodomus lingam JN3
Lineage: Eukaryota; Fungi; Ascomycota; Dothideomycetes; Pleosporales; Leptosphaeriaceae
Cellular component (GO): cytoplasm
Molecular function (GO): glycosyltransferase activity
Source: RefSeq, a predicted model, not a curated record
AUGGCAAAUUUUCUUAGCAAACCACGCAUCAGGGCUGCGGUCAUCUUAGCAGUUCUUGCAGCGAUUCUCCUUCUAGAAAUUACAAUAUCCAGAUAUGAUUCAUGGUAUGGCGAGGAAACUGCUGAAUACAGACAUACACAUGGAUCCAAAGGAAGUGUAUUCAACCACGGGAACGUGGACGAGACGCCAUUGAAUGAUCUCAACGAUGCCAAGCAUACUGUCUCAAAGAAGAAGAAAGCCAAGAGUUCCAAGCAUGGCAAGAAGCACAAACACAAGAGUCACAAGUGCAAGAACGUUGGCAACAAACGACCCAAAGUGAAUCCGGGCGGAAGUAAUAGGGCUUAUGUGACCUGGUUCUCCAGCGACGGUAACAUACACCGACCCCUCGAAGAUGACCAGUACUUCAUCGCAACACGCAUCCUCAUAUGGCAACUUCUUCACAACCCCGAGACACGCACCAAUGGCAUCGAUGUCGUUGUCAUGGUCGACCCAACCAUCGACUCUCGACGACGUGAACGCCUCGCAAAAGACGGCGCCAUCAUCUACCCCGUCGAAUUUCUCACUGGUACAGUCGAAUUGCACCCCGGCCGGCCAACCUGGAACAACAUCAUGACCAAGCUUCGCGUCUUCGAAAUGACGCAGUACGAGCUCGUCCUCGUCAUAGACGGCGACAGCAUGCUUCUCCACUCCCUCGACGGCGUCUUCGACGACCCAGCCACACGGCCCCAAAAGACCCUACCUCACGAACCACGCGAGGGCUUCGCCCCAAUGCCAUCAACCUACGUGCUUGCCGGCCUCUCCGAAAUCUUCGACUCAAACCACCAAUUUCCCCCCACCCCCGGCGAUAUCAAAACUCCGGGGUACAUGAAUGCAGGCUUCUUCGUGUGCUCGCCGUCAAAAGAACUAUUCGAAUAUUAUCGCUCGUUCCUCCUGGUGCCAGAUGAGCGCUUCAACUCAGAGUACAUGGAGCAGAAUCUGCUGCGCACGGCGCAUGGCUGGGAUGGACCGAUGCCCUGGAAGGAAUUAGAUUACAAGUGGAACAUUCGGGAGCCGAAUGAGAAUGACUUUGAACAGGGCGUAGUAAGUGUGCAUGAGAAGUUUUGGGAUACGCCUCUUAUUUAUGACAAUCAAAAAGUCAAGGAUUGGUUGGCGAGUAGGAAGUGGGAAAUGAAGGGGUGGUAUGAUGCGUAUGAUCAGUUGUUUGAUGAUUAG